Molecule: messenger RNA, 1504 nt
Organism: Drosophila arizonae
Lineage: Eukaryota; Metazoa; Arthropoda; Insecta; Diptera; Drosophilidae
Gene: Serinc
Product: serine incorporator TMS1
Cellular component (GO): membrane
Source: RefSeq, a predicted model, not a curated record
GUUCAUAGUUUUCACAAACAAAGCGCGUCAGUGCGACUGUUCUCGACUUAAAUUUAUUAAAAAAGUAAUUUGCGCUAACUAAUUGGGGCUUUCAACAAUGGGCGCUGCAUUGGGCCUUUGUUCAGCGGCGCAGUGUGCGCUCUGCUGCACGGGCACGGCUGCCAGCAUGUGCUGCUCUGCCUGCCCCACCUGCAAGAACUCCUCUUCAUCCCGUUUCAUGUACGCCUUCAUGUUGCUCGUAGGCACAAUUCUUGGUGCCAUUGCCCUCUCACCUGGCCUGCAGGACACACUGAAGAAGCUACCCUUUUGCGUCAACUCCACCUCGACAAUCAGCUCCAAGACUAUAGGCACCUUAUCGGGCGGAUCUUUGCAACUGGACUGUGAAUAUGCUCUGGGCUAUAUGGCUGUCUAUCGGCUCUGCUUCGGUCUCGCCUGCUUCUUCACUCUGAUGGCCGUCAUUAUGUUGGGCGUGAAGAGCUCCAGGGAUCCGCGUUCGCACAUCCAAAACGAAUUUUGGCCUUUGAAGUUUUUGAUUUGCUUUGGCGCCUCGAUUGCGGCCAUCUUCAUACCAGAUGGAUCCUUCGGACCGGCCAUGAUGUGGGUGGGCUUGAUUGGCGGACUGGCCUUCAUACUCGUCCAGUUGGUUAUCAUCGUGGACUUUGCCCAUAGCGUGGCUGAGAAUUGGAUCGAGAAUGCAGAGAACAAUCGCGGCUAUUAUUAUGCAUUGGCAAGCGUCACUCUUCUCAGUUAUAUUGCUUCCCUCACUGGCAUCACUUUGCUUUAUAUCUACUUUACCACAUCGACUGGCUGCGGCAUCAACAAGUUCUUCAUCUCCAUAAAUCUAAUACUCUGCUUGGUCAUCAGCAUUUUGUCGGUGUUGCCGGCUGUGCAGGAACGUUUGCCACAUUCGGGUUUGUUGCAGAGCUCAUUGGUUACCUUGUACACCGUCUACUUGACCUGGUCCGCUGUGGCCAAUAAUCCGGAGAAGGCCUGCAAUCCGGGCAUGUUUGGCUUGAUGGAUGAAUUGCCCAAUAUUACCACAACCGUUGCACCUUCCCCCCACAACUCGAAGGUCACUUUCGAUACCACUAAUAUUAUUGGCUUAGUGGUUUGGUUGCUCUGCAUCCUCUACAAUUGCUUCAGCUCGGCCGUCAAGGUCUCCAACAUCAACAAUGACAACAGCGAGAAACGUGUUUUAACAGAAGCUCUAUCAGACACAGAGACCGGAGCCGCUGGCGAGAAGGCCAACACGGACAACGAGACGGAGUCCGUCAGCUACAGCUGGUCCGCAUUCCACACUGUCCUCGUUUGUGCUUCCCUCUACGUCAUGAUGACCUUGACCAAUUGGUAUAAGCCCAAUUCGGAUAUCGAGCUGAUCAACGGCAAUGAGGCUUCCAUGUGGGUCAAAAUCAUAUCCAGCUGGCUAGGCGUCUUUACCUAUGGCUGGAGUCUUGUCGCACCCAUUGUGCUCUCCAAUCGCGACUUUAGCUAAACAGUAUUGCCC